AAAGCCUUUUAGCAGUAAACAUUACAAAAAAUAUAUAUAAAUUUAUAGACAAAAAUAACUAUAAAAAGUUACAGUAAAUAUUUGCAUACAGAAAAUAUUUAUUAAACCAAUAUUCAUAGAUAAUUAAAAAAAAUUAAACUCAAAAAUGAGUGGUGUUUUACGACGAGGGUCCUUAAAUUUCGAUUUGGACUCGUAUUCGAAACGUGGUAGUGUCGAAUCAAAUCUAUACGGUGGUUAUCGCGAUGUCAAAGGAUCUCGUACACCCGAAAUAAGUGUUGUAUCGUUAGAUUUCCGCCGACAUUCAGACGAUCUUAAAAAGGACUCUUUCAAAGUGAAUAAUAAUGAGCUGACCGUGGAAAAUGUCCUCAAAAGAAAAUGUCUCAGUGACGAUGUGGACAGCGAUAUUAUUUCCAACUAUAUUGGCCACUAUGGCAAAUGGAAUUUUAUUUGGACAUUGUUAUUAAGUUUAUUUCAAAUUCCUCCAACACUUCAAAUGUUUGCCUUUGUUUUUCAGACAGCCGAUAAAGAUUUUUGGUGUGCAAGACCCCAACAAAUGAAUAGUAUGGAUGUAACAACAUGGAAAAAUCUCACACAAACCACAGAUUCCUGUUCAAUUUUAAAUAUCGAUUAUAGUGAAAUGAGUACUUUGGAUUCGCUAUUAGAUUAUAUUAAAACACCGCUACAAACCUUAAAUUAUACAUCAUGUAAUGAAUUUGAAUUUUCACCUGAUGAUAGUGAAUCAAAGACAUUGGUACAGGAAUUCGGUUUAGUCUGUUCGAAACGUCAACUAUUAAGUGUGGUUGAAAUGUGUUUUCUAGCUGGAGCUGCUGUUGGUAGUGUUUCAAGUGGUUGGAUAUCUGAUCGAUUUGGUCGUAAGCAGACACUUAUGGGUUUUGCAUUUGUUCAGACUACGUUUGGUACCAUUUUGGCCUUCUCAUCUUCUUUAGCUAUGUACAUGACACUACGUGUUAUAAUUGGAUUCGCUUCAAUGACUGUGGCAGUGGUUAGUUUCGUGCUUGUGGUCGAAUUGGUCUCCGGCAAAUGGCGUACAAUUAUUGGCAUUUUGAAUAUUUUACCGGUUGCAGUUACAUACGUACUAACAGCAGGAAUUGCAUAUUUUAUACGAGACUGGCGUACGAUGCAAUUGGUAAUAUCGUUGCCAUGGUUCUUUAUUUUAUUCAUAUGGUAUUGUGUACCAGAAUCGCCCAGAUGGCUUUUGGCUACUGGUAGACUUGAAGAAUUAUUUGCCAUUGUUGAAAGAGCGGCUCGCAUUAACGGUACCACUUUGCCCACAAACUAUAAGAAGUCCUUGGAAGCAGUGGUACCACGACAAAAUACAAUUGAAACAGUUGAAGAUGCAAAAAUACCUAAAAAUGAAAUAAAUCCAAUUUCGGCAACAACAACAACGAACAAACCGACAGAAGUGAUAACAAAUGAUGUCAGCCCUUUGGUCGUGGUAUUUAGUAAAGCAUAUUGGCGUACUACGUGUUUGACUCUUGUCGUUUGGUUGACACUGAUUAUCAUUUACUUUGGUUUAACUUUACAUCUGAGCAAUUUGGGAGGCAAUAUAUAUGUAAAUACGGCCAUUGCGGGUUCAGUGGAAGCUAUUUCAAUUUGUUUAAGUAUUUUUGUUGUAUUAAAAUUGGGUAUACGAUUGAAUUUAAUAACAUACAUGUUGAUACCGGGCAUUUGUUGUUUGGCCACAAAUAUCGUACCCAAAGGAGAUGAAAAUAAUAUUUAUAUUAUUGCUCUAGCUAUGAUUGCAAAAUGCGUUAUUGGUGCCAAUAAUGCCAUCAUACCGACCUACACUGCCAUGCAGUAUCCUACAGUUGUGCGUAAUUUUGGUGUUGGAAUGGGUAAUCUGGCGGCAGGUGUUGCUUUAAUACUUGUACCAUAUAUGUGGCUCUUAGAACAUAUUGAACCAUUGUUACCGAUGAGCAUAAUGGGUGUUAGUGGUCUAAUUGGCGCUAUAGCUUUGGCCAUGAUGAAAGAUGUUGAAAACUAGAUAUAUAUAGCAAGACAUUACACACACACACUCGUAACAAUUAAAUAUUUUUAAUGCAUGCAAAUCGAAAAAGCAUCUGUGAUAUAAACAUAUUUAGUAAAUUGUAUUAGACAUAUUCGAUUUAAAUUUUUAAAAUGAAUUUCAGGAAGACUUACAGAGCUUCAAGUUUUUAAAAGAUCACACAUAAUGACUUUAAAUAAUUAUACAAUUUUAAUUACAAUUCAACUUUAAAGAAAACAAUUUGAAAUUCCAAGUCGUAAAACAAUUUUAACGAGAAGAAUUCAAUGUCAGAAAAGAAAUUGCUAUAAAAAAUAUAACGAUUAGAAGUUUUUCUUUAUAUGAAUAGUAUUCCAAUUAAGAACCUAUAAUAUUUAAGCCAAAUGUCUAAAGUAUGCUUUUUAUAGUUUAUAAUUUUUUAAGUUACAUAUUACUAUUUUUUAAUUUUCAGCAAUUUUGAAUUGUGUCGAAUUUUUGGAUAAAUAACCGUAAACGUAGUUAAUUUUAAGUCAUUUGUAUUCUAAAUAGUUUUCUUUUAAAGCACUAUUAUUAAGUAUUCUUUUUAAAGAUAUAAAAUUAAAUUUUAUGUUAAAUUAUGUUAUUAUAUUUUGUUAUAUUUGUAUGAAUAUAAAUGUUUUAGUUCCCACCAUCAAUCGAAAUUAAAAUUAUUCACAACUAGAGUUCACUAUAAGCUAGUUUUUAUAAAGACACUUAAACACUUAAGUAUGUCUGAUUAUUGAAGUUUAAUAUCACAAAUUUAUUUGUGGUCUUCUAAAUUACAACAAACAUAGACCAGACGGACAUAGCUUAAUAUACUUCACUAUCUACAUGAAUCCACAAAAAAUAUAUAUGGAUAUGUGGUAGUGUACUUAAACGAUUAAUCGUCGAUAGGUUAUUUGAUAAUUUUUUGAAUUUUUGAAACGCUCGAAUAAAUGAAAAUUGUUUAAUUUCAAAUCACGAAU
Lucilia cuprina (Australian sheep blowfly) is the source of this 2964-nucleotide messenger RNA. RefSeq names its product organic cation transporter protein. Lineage: Eukaryota; Metazoa; Arthropoda; Insecta; Diptera; Calliphoridae. The transcript is spliced from 7 exons. Gene Ontology annotation, cellular component: membrane. Gene Ontology annotation, biological process: transmembrane transport. The record is from RefSeq and is a predicted model, not a curated record. The coding region runs from base 146 to 2005 and encodes 619 amino acids. Gene Ontology annotation, molecular function: transmembrane transporter activity.